CCGGCGGCGGGCGGAAGUGGGCGGGCCGCGGCGGGCGGAAGUGGGCGGGCGCUGUUGUUUGGGGCCGGGACCUCCGGAGGGGCGUUCUCCCGCCGCAGGCCGCCGUGACAGGGCCGCCCGCCCGCCCGCCCGCCCGCCCGGCGCCCCCGCCCGCUCCCCCGGGCGCAGCGUCCGCUCCGGCCUCCUCCGCGACCCGCAGGCCCACAACAUGGCGCAGGAGGUGCCCGAGUUCCUGAGCCAGAACCCGCGGGCGGCCGCCUGGGUGGAGGCGCUGCGCGGCGACGGCGAGACCGACAAGCACUGGCGCCACCGCCGGGAGUUCCUGCUCCGCAACGCGGGCGACCUGGCCCCCGCGGCCGCCGCGGAGAAGGAGGAGGAGGAGGAGGCGGCCGCCGGGAGCGGCGCCCGCCGGCGGCGGCUGCAGCAGCUCGUCUCCUUCUCCAUGGCCUGGGCCAACCACGUCUUCCUGGGGUGCCGGUACCCCCAAAAAGUUAUGGAUAAAAUACUUAGUAUGGCUGAAGGCAUCAAAGUGACCGAUGCUCCAAUCCAUACCACCCGAGACGAACUGGUUGCCAAGAAGGGGUAGAAGAGCCAACGAAAAAACGAGUUCUAGAAGGAAAUACCAAUUCUGCAGUUGAGCAAGAUAAUGCAAAGAUUUCUGCCAAAACAGAACAUGCAUCAGCUCAGCAGGAAAACAGCUCGGUGUGUGCGGGGUCAUCUACCAAACCAGAGAGUGGUGGGACCUCCACCCGGAGCUUUGGCACCUCCGAUCAGAGUAGCUCCACCAGUGAUGGCGAUCAGCCUGCUUCCAGCCAGAGCAGCGGCUCCUCUCAGGUCACAGCAGCAGGGGCUGGCAAGGCUUCUGAGGCAGAAGCCCCAGAUAAACACAGCUCAGCAGCAUCGAUCGUUUCUUCGUUGUUGAAAUCCAGUGUGAAUAGUCAUGUGACCCAGUCCACUGAUUCCAGUCAACAAAGUGGAUCCCCGAAGAAGAGUGCUUCGGAAGGCUCUUCGGUCUCGGCUUCCCCGAGCCUCUCGGAGGUUGAGGUGCCACUGUUGGGCCCCUCGGGAAGCGCAGAGGUAGAGUUGCCACUGUUGUCUUCUAAGCCGAGUCCAGAGACAGCUUCAAGUGGGUUAACCUCCAAAGCCAGCUCGGAGGCGAAUGUUUCCCCCCCGUUUUCUAAGAGCAGCUCUUCCUCAGGCACAUCCUCACUGGCGCCCAAGAACAGCACACCAGUAAAUACUUCAAUGCUGACUUCCAAAAGCACUUCGCAGGUGGCUGCAUCGAUACUAGCGUCUAAGAGCAGCCCCCAGGCCAGCGGAUCUCUGGCUUCCAAAAGCACUUCCUUAGCAGGUGUGUCCCAGCUGGCUUCCAAGAGUAGUUCUCAGACUAGCACAUCCCAGUUGCCUUCUAAAAGUGCUUCCCAGUCAAGUGAGAGUGCUGUCAGAUUCUCUUACUGCAAGUUAACCAGUGAAGAUGUGAAACAGAAGCAGCCCUUUUUCAACAGGCUGUACAAAACGGUGGCGUGGAAGCUGGUUGCCGUGGGUGGCUUCAGUCCCAGCGUGAAUCACGGCGAGCUCUUAAACGCGGCCAUCGAGGCUCUGAAAGCAACCCUCGAUGUGUUUUUCGUCCCGCUGAAAGAACUGGCAGACCUGCCGCAAAGUAAGAGCUCCCAAGAAAGCAUUGUUUGUGAGUUGAGAUGCAAGUCUGUGUAUUUGGGCACUGGCUGUGGAAAAAGCAAAGAAAAUGCAAAAGCGGUUGCAUCCAGAGAAGCAUUAAAGGUAUUUCUCAAGAAAAAGGUGGUAGUCAAAAUAUGUAAAAGGAAGUACAAAGGCAGUGAAAUAGAAGACCUAGUGCUCCUUGAUGAAGAAUCAAGGCCUGUAAACUUACCUCCAGCAUUAAAACACCCUCAAGAAUUACUAUAAUAUGUGCAAAGUGUCACCGCAUACAGUAUCUGGUAUUGGAAGAGAAAAACUGACUUUUGUAUCAUAUAAACAGGCUUUCACAAAUUUUGUAUUGCUUUUUUCCAGUUUUGCAGAAAAUUUACAUUCUAGUUCUCUUCACACAGUAGAAGUUGUAAAUAACUUAUGGAUGACAGUACACAUUAAAAGAUAUGCAUUAACAGCAUACCAGUAUGCUGUUUUAUUUGCUGAGGGAAAUACUGUCUUCUAUUUUUAAUGAUGCAUUAGGUACGGUGUGUAGUUCUGUAGAGUCUUAAAACUUUUGUACUGCUUUUGAUUUGGUGAAAUUACAUUAAGUUGUCUACCAUGCUUUUUUUUUUUUUUCCUAGUGAACAUCAAGAAAAGGGGACCAUAGUAUUUGAAAGUCUGAAGCUUAAGGUUUUAAGAAUGUUGCCCAGAAUGUUGAAUGUGUCUGUUAAAUAAUAAAAGAAAAAAUAGUUGCCUCAGACUAUUUUUAUGAGAAGUUGUAAGCAUUUUUUAGAUAUAAAGCAGUAUAAAGUACUUAAGGUUAUUUUAUUCUGAGGUUGCUUAAAAUUCAUGAUUUUGACCACUGCAGAUUCUUUAAGUGUGUUAAUAAUUUAUGUUUUGAGGUAAAAAUACAAUUUACACUUUUUCUUAAGACAAAUGUGGGUUUCUAUAUUAAACAUAUUUUGUGACUACUGCUAUUAACACAUUGAUUUGUUUAGAUAUUAAAUGCUUUAAGCUAUUUUACCUUUUCAA
Messenger RNA from Pipistrellus kuhlii (Kuhl's pipistrelle), 2679 nucleotides. RefSeq names its product CDKN2A interacting protein (gene CDKN2AIP). Gene Ontology annotation, cellular component: nucleolus; nucleoplasm. NCBI's taxonomy places the organism in Eukaryota, Metazoa, Chordata, Mammalia, Chiroptera, Vespertilionidae. The transcript has 3 exons. The record is from RefSeq and is a predicted model, not a curated record. Bases 209 to 586 code for a protein of 125 amino acids.